AUAAAUACACCGUCAGAGGCCAGAGGCUCUUCAUUCUCCAACUGUACAACACCACAACUGGUGCACCAAAGACUAAGCAACAUGGCUCCUUCACUUUUGUCCACAGCCGCAGGCCUUCUUUGGCUAUUCUCCCUCUCCUCUGCACAGAUGAGGGGAGACUAUUCCCAGGACUGCACACCAAGGGACGGCUUUGGCAAGUACUGCCCGACGACAUGUGGCGUGGCUGACUACCUCAACAAGUACAAGCCGGUGGUGGACAAGGACCUUGAUGAAAUGGAGGACAUCCUGGAUAGAAUAACCAACCUUACCACGGGAGCCACAGAGAAAGUCACCUAUAUGAAGGAUUCGGCAACACAACAUCAGAAGUCUGGUGGAGACGUCCACUAUAAAAGGUCAGCCAGCAUACUGGAUGAUGUCCUGCGCUUUGAGAAGACCAUCGUCUCACAGGAGGAGCAAAUAUAUCAACUCCAGGGGAUACUGGAAUCCAACAAGAAGAGGAUGUUAGACCUCAAACAGAUGUCCAUUCAGCUGGAUCAGAAAUGCAAAGAUCCCUGCAAGGAUACUGUGGAAAUCAAACCCACCACAGGGAAAGAUUGCCAGGAUAUUGCCAACAAGGGUGCCAAAACCAGCGGUCUGUACUACGUGAAGCCACUGAAGGCUAAGGAGGAGUUCCUGGUCUACUGCGAGAUUGACAGCUUCGGCCGCGGCUUUACCGUCCUGCAGAGGCGACGUGAUGGCAGCGUGGACUUCAACAAGGACUGGGUCCAGUAUAAGGAGGGCUUCGGCUACCUGAGCCCAGAUGACACCACCGAGUUCUGGCUGGGCAACGAGAAGAUGCACCUGCUCUCCACCCAGUCCUCCAUCCCAUACGUGCUGAGGAUCGAGCUCACCGACUGGGUGGGCAACAAGAAGCAUGCCGACUACGCCAUGUUCAAAGUGGGGCCGGAAGUCGACAUGUACCGCCUGACCUACGCCUACUACUUUGGCGGUGACGCGGGGGAUGCGUUCGACGGCUUUGACUUCGGAGAUGACCCCAGCGACAAGUUCUACACGUCUCACAACGGCAUGCAGUUUAGUACCAGCGACAAGGACAACGACAAGUUCCAGGGUAACUGUGCUAUGCAGGACGGCUCUGGUUGGUGGAUGAACCGGUGCCACGCCGCCCACCUCAACGGGAAAUAUUACCAGGGUGGGAAGUACACGGAGAAGGACGCCGGCGAGUCAGGCUACGACAAUGGCAUCAUCUGGGCCACGUGGCACAGCCGCUGGUACUCCAUGAAGGAGACUACCAUGAAGAUCAUCCCCACCAACAGGAUCACGGCGGGGGACGGACAGCAGACCGGAGGGGUCAAACAGUUUGGAGGCCUGUAAACACUACUGAAACAAAUACUGCAAUAUUGCCUAAGCUAGAACUUUUCCGGACACAGAUUAAGCCAAAUCCUAAGAAGCACAUGGGGAGUCUAUCAAACAUGUAGAAUGUGUCUGGGAAAAUGGCCCUAUGUCUUGUUGUAUCUAGUGUUUUAUUGGUUCGAUCAAUGUAGUUUUUUUGUCCUCUUGCCUAAAAUAUUGUCUAUGAUCAAAUCGCUGUUGUUGGACCUUGGAAGAUUGGUUUGAAUUGUUCUAUUUAGCACCUUCUGUUAGAACAAACUUUAUCUAGUGUCUAUCUGGUUGGUGUAAUCAAUUAAUAAAUGUUGUAUUUUUUCUAAAUAUA
Oncorhynchus masou masou (cherry salmon) is the source of this 1711-nucleotide messenger RNA. RefSeq names its product fibrinogen gamma chain-like. The record is from RefSeq and is a predicted model, not a curated record. Gene Ontology annotation, molecular function: signaling receptor binding. NCBI's taxonomy places the organism in Eukaryota, Metazoa, Chordata, Actinopteri, Salmoniformes, Salmonidae. Gene Ontology annotation, biological process: protein polymerization; platelet activation; blood coagulation. The transcript is spliced from 9 exons. The coding region runs from base 82 to 1371 and encodes 429 amino acids. Gene Ontology annotation, cellular component: fibrinogen complex.